Mytilus californianus (California mussel) is the source of this 729-nucleotide messenger RNA. RefSeq lists its product as uncharacterized. Bases 1 to 729 code for a protein of 242 amino acids. The transcript is spliced from 4 exons. Gene Ontology annotation, molecular function: cell adhesion molecule binding. The record is from RefSeq and is a predicted model, not a curated record. Gene Ontology annotation, biological process: cell-cell adhesion. Gene Ontology annotation, cellular component: cell-cell junction. NCBI's taxonomy places the organism in Eukaryota, Metazoa, Mollusca, Bivalvia, Mytilida, Mytilidae.
AUGGAAAAUCAUAUUGUAUAUUCGAGUGAGGCUAUUUAUUGUAACAAUACAUCACGAAUAGAUGUGUCAUGCACACUGUCAACUGAACUGCCUGUGUAUGGAUUUGGUAUGUGGAAACAUUCUGUCCAUGGUACAGCUCUACGUGUUUUGAGAGGCAGAGUGAAGGAUGAUCAGUCCAUUCUUAUGUUAACCAAUUGUAGUUAUCAAGACGCAGGAGACUACGAAUGUGUUGCAUGGACUAAAUUUGAAGGAAAGACCUAUUACACCAACACAACUAUCAGUUUAUAUGUUAAUAGCCCACCUGUAAUCGUUUCAGCCAACAAAUUACGACAAACAAAGAGUAUAAUUCUAACAGUCAAGUUCUGUUCUUCUGAAGAAACUACUGCAAUAUGGUCAGUGGAUAAAUCAGUUGUCAAUUCUGCUGGGAUUAUACACACGGUACUCAACAGAACAAUUGCAUUACAAAUUUAUAAUAAGACUAUCUACUGUGAAGGAUAUAUUGCAAAUUUGUCAAUAAAUUCUGGGAAAGCAGGAACAUAUGUCAUGAGCAUUCAAAACGACUUUGGUGAGACAAGGCAAGCGUUUAGUGUGGAUGUUUUUCAAGCUAAAGGUUUGACAACUACGUUUGACUUCCGAUCUGUCAUAAUUGCCAUUACAGUUGUAGGGAUAUUCAUAUUAAUUAUAACAGUUACGGUAAUUCUGAUGAAAGAAAGAGGUUCUAGUAAGUAA